AUGAAUAGUAGUCGAACAUUCCAUACAGCAUCUGUAUUAACAAAUGGAAAAGUUUUAGUCACUGGUGAGCAGGGUAAUGAAGACCGUGCUCUGAAUACUGCUGAAUUGUAUGAUCCCGCAACAGGAACUUGGACAACUACGGGUAACAUGACUACUGAACGAUGGGAUCACAGAGCAUCGGUAUUACCAAAUGGAAAAGUAAAAAGCCAGACAUAUGGCACAAACACACAACGACGUUGA
Messenger RNA from Rotaria sordida, 240 nucleotides. The record is from the annotation of a GenBank genome assembly. NCBI's taxonomy places the organism in Eukaryota, Metazoa, Rotifera, Eurotatoria, Philodinida, Philodinidae.